Messenger RNA from Ilex paraguariensis (yerba mate), 987 nucleotides. Lineage: Eukaryota; Viridiplantae; Streptophyta; Magnoliopsida; Aquifoliales; Aquifoliaceae. The record is from the annotation of a GenBank genome assembly.
AUGUUCUUCAUGAAGGUCAGCCCAGCUUUAGCCGCAGGGUGCACCAUGGUUGUCAAGCCUGCUGAGCAGACACCUCUUUCUGCUCUCUAUUAUGCUUAUUUGUCCAAGCUGGCAGGUAUCCCGGAUGGAGUAAUCAAUGUUGUAACAGGAUAUGGACCGACUGCUGGUGCUGCCAUUUGCUCUCACAUGGACAUUGAUAAAGUUAGUUUUACAGGGUCCACAGAGGUUGGACGUCUAGUAAUGCAGGCUGCAGCAAUGAGCAAUUUAAAACCUGUCUCCCUUGAGUUAGGAGGCAAGUCUCCUUUCAUGGUUUUUGAUGAUGCAGAUGUUGAUACAGCCACGGAUCUCGCUCUCCUGAGUACCAUGCAUAACAAGGGUGAACUCUGUGUUGCUGGUUCUCGUGUUUUCGUUCAGGAAGGAAUUUAUGAUGAGUUUGUGAAGAAGCUGGCGGAGAAGGCAAAAACAAGGGUGGUUGGGGACCCUUUUGAUCCUGCUGUUCGUCAAGGACCCCAAGUGGACAAGACCCAAUUCGAAAGGGUACUUUCAUACAUUGAGCAUGGGAAGAGGGAAGGUGCCACCUUGUUAACUGGUGGUAAGCCUUGUGGUGAAAGAGGAUAUUAUAUCGAGCCAACAAUAUUUACUGAUGUCAAGGAUGAUAUGACAAUUGCAAAGGAAGAGAUAUUUGGACCUGUUAUGUCACUUUUGAAGUUCAAGACCAUUGAGGAGGUGAUUACGAGAGCUAAUGCUACAAAAUAUGGCCUAGCAGCAGGCAUAGUGACCAAUGACUUGAACAUUGCCAACACUGUUUCGAGAUCGAUUCGAGCCGGUGUCAUCUGGAUUAAUUGCUAUUUUGCAUUUGAUAGAGAUUGCCCCUAUGGAGGGUACAAAAUGAGUGGGUUUGGGAGAGACUUGGGUAUGGAUGCCCUGGAUAAAUAUCUACAUGUUAAAUCUGUUGCCACUCCCAUAUAUAAUUCUCCAUGGCUGUGA